AUGUUCGCUUCUUUCUUGGUGAAUGCCUGGGAAGUCGAAGUGGAGAGAGGCACUGACGCCUGCAGACCAGCGCGCUGUAUCGACCGCGUCGGGGCGGAGACAGCAGUCGGCGUUUCGUCUGUUUCCUCGGCUCUUUUUCAGAAUCCGGCAGUCGCCCUCUCCCACAGCUCUCGAGUUUCCACUUUGACUUCCCUUUUCUCUUACCGCGUGUCGGCUCUGCUCCGUCCCUCGCCACUGUCUCCGGCCGCUCUCUCGCCUUUCUCGCCCCUGUCUCCUCUUCUCCGUCGCUCUUCGCCGCGUCCCCAGUUGCCUGCGCCUGCCUCGUUUCUCGGCGCCUUUCUCGCCUCGCCGGAGCCUGGCUUUCCUUCGCGCUCUUCCUCGCGCCUUUCCGUCUCUCCGCGGUACGGCGAUGCGGGCCUCGAAGACGAAGAAGCACCGAUAAACUUCUACACAGACGCUCCUCGCUCCGACGCUGCCCCGUCACGCACCCCCUCUGAGCACGACUCCACAGCCUCCCCUCCUUCGCCUGAUGCUCCUCCGUCCUCGGAGUCUUACUCUCCAGCUUCGGUCUUUGCGACGAACGAGUUGGCGAUGUACUACGCAGCCGCGCGCCUCCGCGGAGACACUCCGCCUCUUCCCGGCGAGCCUGCAGCGGCGCCGUUCCCCUCGGCGCCUCCGAAGGCUGAGAGGCAGCCUGGGAAGCGCAAAUCCCGUGCUUCGUCUUCCGCCUCUUCUUCCUCCUUUUCGUCCUCGCCGGCGGCUGCAGUUGAAGCGCGUGCAGGCGAGACAGGUCUAGACGACGCACAGGCCGCAGCGCAGGCGCUCACUCCGACGACCCUCUACAAUCGAGGCCCGCGGUUCCCGCAUGUCGAGUUGCAUCCGAAAAACUUAACGGGCGCGCCCGCAUCCCUCCUCUCGAAGGACGAACAACAGUACCUCUGGCGACACGGAUACUUCGCAGCAGACCACGUCAAUCAAACCGAAACGUGGAAAAACUGGCAUCUUCUCAAUCGAGGUCGAUGGACAGAUCCUGGAGUUGAGAAAUUGCCAAACAUCACCACAUUGAGAGGCGUCGAGGAGCCGCCGUUUCACCGCGUGCCUCUCCAGUUCUGGGAUGAGGCGCGAGGCUUGUCUCACGAUGUGCGCCACUACCCGAUUUACGAGGAGUUUUACAAUUCCACGACUCUGGAUCCGACGAUUUACACGCCUCGAUACAACCUCACGUUGUUACCCUUCACCCCUGCCUACGUACCCAGACGCGACCGCAUGGGUCUUCAGUACGGCGAUGCACGCAUUUUCGAUACGUGGCCGUCGUGGGACAAGGAAUUUACUCUGCGUGUUGAGGAGGCGACGAAUGUCACUGUCAUUCCUGAAACUGGACACUUGUACCAGAAGCUUUACAUCGGUCCGAUUCCCGUAACGACGGGGUGGACGAUGGGUUCUCUCAUUAAGGCCUUCGCUGCUCAGCGUUGUCCGGGGCAUGCAGUGGUGGCAUUGAAACUGCAUGCGCCUCCGCAGGCGGCAAAGAAGGGGGCGAGAAAAGGCAGGCUGAAAACCCGCGAGAAACGUUCCGAGGCACACAUGCACGGCGCGGUCGCCAGCGAAGGCGAGGGGGAACCCGGCGGAGGCGACGGCGAACAGACUCAACCAAUGGUCACCAAACUGCCCAGCGUUCGCGAAGACAUCCUCGAGAUCGCUCUCAAUUUAAAGGGGGUGGCGUUUGAGACGCUCGCGCCUCGGGAAUCCGCUUGCAUCCGCGUGAAGGUUGUCGGUCCGCAGCUUCUGGUUGCGGGGAUGAUCGGCUGGCCUUCUUUCGUGCGCGUGGCGAAUCCGGAGCACUUCAUCGCGAAAGUGGAAGAGGGCGGCGUCCUCGACCUCGAAAUCAAACUCGAGUGGGGCCGAGGCGCCUGGCUAGCCGAUCUCCACGGGCUCUACCGCGAGGAAGAAGGCGUCGAUACACGGUGUUACAAGCGACGCCGGAUAUGGGAGGUGGACAACCGAGGCUUCUACCCCACGAGCUGCGUUUUCGGAGCAUGCACCAUGAUGAGACUGGCAGUUCACAAACUCAUGGGAACGCGCUUCUGUCAGGAUCGGCAAGUGUCGACGAAUCCGACCGAGCAGCUGGUGGUUGAGAUUUGGACAGAUGCGUCAAAGAGUCCGAAAGAAGUUCUCGCCUUUGCUCUCCAAGACAUGCUCGCGUGGCUGCUGGACCUGCGGAGACAGCUCGUGCAGGAUGUGGACUGGAAAACAGAAGACGAAGACCUCAACGCCUCCUGGAAGCACGUGGCGGCGUGGACGGAAGCGAAGGCAUUGCAAGACAGGCUCGGCGGUCCGCCUCUGAUGGUCUGGGAAGAUCCAAGUCAGGGCUUGAAGCUCGCCGAGGGCGAAAAAAGCUUUGCGAUGCCAGAGUUCCGGCCGCCGCCCUGUCCCGUGCAUCCGGUGUCUUGGCUGAAGCGUGAGCUCGCGCGCUCGCCGUACCCCGCGGAUGGCUACUCAGACUCGUCGAAACCCCGGAAGAAGGCCGGGCGGAGACGGAAGAAAAUCCAGGACGACGACGACGCAGAGACGCCCGAAGCCGGCGAGAAGGAGACAGAGGCAACGGGCACUCGAGCAUGCCCGGGGAAUCUCCACACGCAGGAGUCCUCGGCCGAACCAGCUCUGGAAGAGGGCAAACCCGUGAGCACGACUACGGAGAAACGUGCGCGUCAAGCAAAGACGCAGGAGCGACGGGCGAAACGUGGACCCUCUGAAGUGCUUCUGGCGUCCAUUUCUGGCCUCCCGCCAAAGGCUCUGCACUCCCUGCACGAGUUUGGCUUGGCGACCUUGGCGGACGUACGCGAUUACACCCCGCAGCAACUCCGAAAAAUUCCGCAUGUUGGCAGCGCCACCGUCGCUCUGCUCGAGUCCCUCCUUUCUCAGCACUCCGACGCAUCUCCUUGUUAA
Molecule: messenger RNA, 2943 nt
Organism: Neospora caninum
Lineage: Eukaryota; Apicomplexa; Conoidasida; Eucoccidiorida; Sarcocystidae
Product: putative RNA polymerase Rpb3/Rpb11 dimerisation domain-containing protein
Exons: 12
Coding region: 1-2943 (980 amino acids)
Biological process (GO): DNA-templated transcription
Molecular function (GO): DNA-directed RNA polymerase activity; protein dimerization activity
Source: RefSeq, a predicted model, not a curated record